AUGUCGAACCUGAGUCAGACAGGAAGUAACAAUGAAAUGAUCCUUGACACUGAAACUGAUCCUAACGGAUUGGCCGUAUCCGAUGAAGAAGUGGAAAAUACAGCGAGUGGCAACAAUGUUGUCCAGGCGACGAUGCUUGACACCCUGACUAGACUGAGUAAACCCGCCCAUUCUGUGGACGAGUUCGACAACCUCAAGACGACUAUUCACACGGCCUUCAUGACCCAGCAUGAUACACAGUAUCAGCAGGAAGGUCUCAGGCUUAAGGGGCAGGGCUGUAGUCUCCAAGAAAGCAAAAGCAGGGCCGAAGAACUCUGGGUUCAGAUACUGGACAGCGAACGAUUCAAGGAUUUGUCUCAGAACCCAUCGCAAUGGAACUGCUCUGAACCCCUAGUCAUAUUUCGGACCGAGCCAAAUGGCAGCUCAGGGGAGGUAGCCGGUGCUGUAACGCUGCGGCUUUAUCAUAAAUCCGUCCCCGUAAAGACGCUGGUCUUGAGGGAAAGAAUCCCUCAAAUGGAUGUCUAUGACGGUUCCGACAUUGAUGAGCUUCUCGGACCUCCCCCUCGAGGAUAUGAUUAA
This is a messenger RNA of Kockovaella imperatae, 579 nucleotides long. RefSeq lists its product as hypothetical. Lineage: Eukaryota; Fungi; Basidiomycota; Tremellomycetes; Tremellales; Cuniculitremaceae. The transcript has a single exon. The record is from RefSeq and is a predicted model, not a curated record. The coding region runs from base 1 to 579 and encodes 192 amino acids.